Molecule: messenger RNA, 162 nt
Organism: Nematocida ausubeli
Lineage: Eukaryota; Fungi; Microsporidia
Exons: 1
Coding region: 1-162 (53 amino acids)
Source: RefSeq, a predicted model, not a curated record
AUGCACGAAGAAGAAGCCAUGAAUGAGGAGCAAAUAGAUGCCCGCUUGAGCACACUUCUAAGACCACUUCCAUCUUACACUAAGGACAAGAGUCUUCUUGAGCACUUCACCACGCACAAACUCACAGGACCAAAAAUUCAUUUUUUUACGUCGGAUAUUUAG